Messenger RNA from Linum tenue, 343 nucleotides. The record is from the annotation of a GenBank genome assembly. NCBI's taxonomy places the organism in Eukaryota, Viridiplantae, Streptophyta, Magnoliopsida, Malpighiales, Linaceae.
CUUUGUUGUUCAGACACCAUUGACUCUGGAGGCAGUGAAGAUGAUUCAAUUUGCUUUUAGUAGUGAGCUUCCCGAAAGUGACAUAUUGGUUAGUGUUGGUGGCGGGGUUCUUUCCUUGUUACGUGAAGAUUUUGUCGAGCUUUUGCCAAGGACCAAAAUUUCAACAAGGAUUAUAGAAAUGACGUGUCUGUGCAAGACACUAGAAGAACGAAGUUGUGGUCGCCGUGGUGGCUUGUCUUGGUUCUUUCCACCUUCAGUUUCGGAUCGUGCGAGUCAUUGCAACGAGGAGCAAUUUAUGGCUAAGAUGCGUUCAUAUAAGAUACAUGAGCGAUACUGUAUUGGU